Messenger RNA from Dufourea novaeangliae, 1198 nucleotides. RefSeq names its product retinol dehydrogenase 12-like. Bases 114 to 1169 code for a protein of 351 amino acids. The transcript has 6 exons. The record is from RefSeq and is a predicted model, not a curated record. Lineage: Eukaryota; Metazoa; Arthropoda; Insecta; Hymenoptera; Halictidae.
CGUUUGACUCAGUUCUUCUCUCGCGAGCGUGGCUUUAACAUAAAAACUUACCAGUCCUACGGAUUGCUUUAAGUUCAAGUUUUUUGAAAUCGCGCGAAAAUCAGUCUUAAAAAAUGUUGUUUAUCGGGUCAGUUUGCGCUAUAAUUGCGAGCGUUCUCGCCUAUCGCAAGCCUAAAGAAAGUUGGCCCCUCAUUGUCAUUCACAUGAUCUGUGAAAUGAAGUUCGGUUUACUAGCUGCCAAGGAAAUCCUCAAUGAUUGGAUCAACGCAAAAUAUAAUAAAAACAAUUGUCCACCUCAGACAGGUAGAGUUGCCAUUAUAACAGGAGGAUCCAGAGGAAUUGGUGCUGAUGUGGUUAAAAUGCUUUUGGAACUUGAUAUGGAAGUAAUAAUUGCUUGCAGAACACCUAGUGCCGGUGAGAAAGCCAUUCUCCAAAUUAGAGAAUCAGGUGUUAAAAGUGGGCAAGCAAAAGUAUAUCAACUUGACAAUUCUUCUUUGGAAUCUGUAAAACAAUUUGCUGCAGAGAUAAAAAAAAAUUACACAAAAAUACAUGUUCUGAUCAAUAAUGCUGGUAUUAUGUUUGGUUCUUACAAGGAGACUGGAGAUGGUUUUGAAGAACAGUGGGCAGUAAAUUAUUUAUCACAUUUUUUAUUAACUAUCCUUCUGUUACCAUUAUUGAAAGCUGGUAGUCUCUCACAACAAUCCAGUAGAAUUGUUAAUGUUAGCUCUUGUGCUCACCUCAUGGGUAAAAUAAACUUCAAAGACAUUAAUAACAAACAGAGAUUUGUUACGGGAUACGCAUACGCUCAAAGUAAAUUAGCACAAGAAGUAUUCACAAAAAAAUUACAAAGUCUGUUAAUAGAAAAAGGGUAUAACAUAAAUGUAUAUUCUGUGCAUCCAGGCAUCGUGUUUACAGACCUUUUUGUACAUUCUUUUGUGUGGAAAUGCAAAACAUUAGCACAACAUCUUUUCAAGACCCCACAACAAGGAGCUGUUUCCAUUGCAUAUGCAGCUGUGAACCAAGCAGUUGAACAUUCUGGUGGUACAUACAUUAGUAACUGUCUCCCUAGUCCAGUUAACCCAGAUGCUGUAGAUGUGUCUGUACAAAGCAAAUUGAUUGAUUUAUCUCUUGAACAAGUACAGCUAAAAAAUAUAUUUGAAUAUAUGUAGUAACAGUACAAUAAAUUAUCAACUACUGU